AUGGAUGCAGCCUCUGACCACAAGUCUCUUUCACUGGAUGAGAAUCUCUACUCGCUCGACGCUGAAGAAAGCGAUUUCCUGAAAGGGUGGACUGGCAUCACCGAUGAUGCGGAGCUUAAAGAUCAUAUUUUGACCGCGCAGCGGAAGGCGUACUCGGUUGCCCCGUAUCCUUGUAUCCGGGGCUUUGCCUUUACAAAAUUGAAGAUCUCCCGCUUAUUCCCCUACGCCCAACUGCUCGAGCUCCAGCGCAAGAGACAAGACGCGAUUCUUGUGGAUAUCGGCUGUUGCUUCGGCAAUGACCUUCGCAAGGCUAUCGCGGACGGGUGGCCAGCCUCUCAAGCGCUUGGUACAGAUCUCAAGAAAGAGCUCUGGGAUAUCGGAUACGAUAUCUACAAAGACACGCCCGAGACGUUUCCGGUACCCUUCAUCGCAGGCGACGCGUUCUCAUCGUCGCAUCUCGAUGUUGUCCCGCCGUGGAGCGCGCGUCCGACAUCACCAGUUCCUGACCUGAAGGCGCUAAUUUCCCUGAACCCAUUACGGGGACACGUCUCUGCGAUACAUGCCUCGGCGCUCUUCCAUCUCUUCUCUAAAGAGCUGCAGGCCGACCUGGCGGCUCGUCUCGCCGGCCUGCUCUCCUAUGAGCCCGGGAGCAUGAUCUUUGGGCAACACGUUGGACAACCUCUCACAGGCGAUCGCAUAGACCCAUACCGAGUGGACGGAAGGCCGAUGUUUUGCUACGGACCUGAGGAUUGGGAGAAGCUAUGGAAGGACUUGUUCUCCAAGUCCGGCGUUGAGGUAGAUGUGCAGGGCAAAUUGACGGAGGUACGGCGAGAGGAUCUACCGCGCGAUGGACAAGGUGCGCAGAUGUGGAGGUUCACCUGGUCAGUGACACGACUGUAG
Messenger RNA from Peniophora sp. CBMAI 1063, 900 nucleotides. Lineage: Eukaryota; Fungi; Basidiomycota; Agaricomycetes; Russulales; Peniophoraceae. The record is from the annotation of a GenBank genome assembly.